Toxotes jaculatrix (banded archerfish) is the source of this 1461-nucleotide messenger RNA. Its product is annotated as ALK and LTK ligand 2-like. The record is from RefSeq and is a predicted model, not a curated record. Gene Ontology annotation, biological process: positive regulation of ERK1 and ERK2 cascade; positive regulation of ERK5 cascade. Gene Ontology annotation, molecular function: receptor tyrosine kinase binding; receptor signaling protein tyrosine kinase activator activity. Lineage: Eukaryota; Metazoa; Chordata; Actinopteri; Toxotidae. The transcript has 5 exons. The coding region runs from base 22 to 519 and encodes 165 amino acids.
CUUUUUAAAAUUUCUCACUCCAUGGGAGCUAUGAACGGACUGCGUAAGCACUUCACGAUGGGACUGGUGCUACUGAUGUGCACGCUUACCGGCCACUGCGGCGAGAGCGCGCCCUCGGCGGCCCCGGCGACGGCGGCAGUCGGCAGGGACGCGCAGCAGAGCUUGAGGCGGAUGGUAGAGAUCGUGAAACAUGUGGAGGAGAGCCGGGGUCGACACAGCGCGAAAACGGAAGCCCCGUUAACAUCACACGUGAAGACAUCUCCGGUGGAGCCAAAGGAUUUACGCAACUUGAAAACAGACAGAGGAGAUCAGGCUGUCGUUGUAUUCCCCAGAGAUCUCAGAAAGAAGGAGAAAUUCCUAAAACAUAUAACAGGUCCACUCUACUUCAGUCCCAAGUGCAGAAAGCAAGUGUACAGAGUCUACCACCACACCAGAGACUGCACGAUACCUGCCUACUUCAAAAGAUGUGCGCGGCUUCUCACGCGGCUAGCUGGCAGCCUGCAGUGCACAGAGGGGUAGCACACACAAGGCUGAAGCCAAACACGAGUUCUCCAGAAGAAAAAAAAAACACACUUGGAAAAAAAAAGUGCCUUGGACAGUGAGAGGGAAGCCUAAAAUACUUUGACCAUCCCCAACUGAUAUUAGGCACAGUAUUGUCCUUCAGUGAGGUCUGCUCUGCUAAGGCGUGGAUUACUGGCACCCAUCGCUCUGCCUGGACCUCGAUGGUUAGCUGUCACCAUGAGGGAGCAACCAGGUAAUAAAACCAGACCAAGAUAAAGACAGUGAAACUGAAGAGUGGAGAAGAAAACGAGAAACAAGUGGCUGAAAGAAACAAUCAUGGGGACUUUUUUUCCUGCUGGCAUCCAAAAAGAUGUGGCUAAAACAAAAAAAACAACAACAAAAAAACAAAAAAAGGGAUUGCAUAUUUUUAUUUUGCCCAUUUCUUUAAGAAAAGAGCAAAAUCCAAAUGUACUAUUUUCAGUAUGACUCGCCUUCUGUGAUUGGUUUGCUCUGAAUGAGUGUUUCAGGUUGAGCCCAUCCCUUAUACUACUGCACUACCUAUUAGACAAACAGCAGACAAAAAGCUUUCACACUCACACACACACACACACACACACACACACACACACACAAACACACACACACUCCCCGGCUGACGGUCACAGCAUAGUUUCACCCACUUGUGCUCACACUGAGAAAGUACUGUGAUUAAAUUAUUAAUUGCAUGAACAUUUCUCUGCAUCUUUGCGAGACAUGUUCAAAAACAAGCGGCGGUUGUUAAGUCACAGCCCUCCUGUGGAUCUCGGUAGAACGUGGUACAGUCUACAUUUAUUUGUAUGAGGUGUCACAAGGUUCCACUGUACAUAAUGUAGGCCAUGACCAUUUAAACCAGGAGAAACAUGUACAUACUGUAAGACGAAAGCAUAAGAGGAACCCACCUAUCUACCAUAAAUUAAAGUG